Messenger RNA from Nasonia vitripennis (jewel wasp), 4923 nucleotides. RefSeq lists its product as uncharacterized. NCBI's taxonomy places the organism in Eukaryota, Metazoa, Arthropoda, Insecta, Hymenoptera, Pteromalidae. The transcript is spliced from 11 exons. Gene Ontology annotation, cellular component: cytoplasm. The coding region runs from base 556 to 2190 and encodes 544 amino acids. The record is from RefSeq and is a predicted model, not a curated record. Gene Ontology annotation, biological process: regulation of hippo signaling; negative regulation of organ growth; regulation of DNA-templated transcription. Gene Ontology annotation, molecular function: molecular adaptor activity; ubiquitin binding; kinase binding.
GCCAGCUGCAAGAGAAACGCAUAUGCAUUUCAGUCACCGUACUGAAAAUUAAAAAGAAAAGCUAAAAUGCAUAAGCGAUCGAUAAAUCAAUGAAGUAAUUUCUUUCGCUGCCGCAAUUAGCCCAGUCGGAGAAAAGCAGUAAAAAAAAAGUUGCACACCCCCUCUAGCGAGGUGGCAGGCUAUAUAGGAUAUAGCUUCUAUCCCCGAGUGCGCGCACGAUCAAGAUUGAUACCUACCCCCUACUCCUUACCUCCCCCCCUUUAUCUCGAACUGCACCUGCAGUAACAGCAGCAGCAGAAGCAGCUAUUGCGCGAUCUCGUCAUCAUCAUCAUCAUCAUCAUCAUCAUAAUAUCUCUCGUCCGCGUAUAUAUAACGCGUCAAUGUGUGCGCGCGAGAGUCGCUCGGACGCCGCUCGGCUGUACCGUAAGAAGAUAAUCUGAGUGCACUGUGUUACAGCUGCGAGUGUGUGUAUACGAGCGACAUAAUAGGAAAAAUCUCUUCUCGCGCGCGGGGGCUGCUGCAUGUCGCGAGUCGAGCCCGUGAAAACACGCGAAAAUGGCGGAACAAGGUGAAAGAAAUCAACUGCCGCCCGGCUGGGAGUGUAGAUACGACGGCAGAAGCGGACGAGCGUACUUUAUAAAUCACUUCAAUCGCUCCACGACAUGGGAAGAUCCCAGGGUUCGAUAUUGGCAGUACGCACAGUACAUACAGUCGCAGAAUUCAACUACUCCGAGCUCUGGGACAACUGAUCAUCCCAGCGAAUCCAUUCCUUUACAGAUGAGUGGAAAUACAUCAGCAGGGCAUAUAGUUUAUUCCGGAGCUCACAGAGCUCCACAAGUCUAUCCAACUCCUUCGCCUUAUCGUAAUCCACAGCCUGCAUUUUUACCUCCAAGUUUGCAGGACUUGAAGACUCCACUAUCCACUACCCGAUCUGUGAGCAACAUGACAAAUAGAUUUGGCGAUAUGACAAUCGGGUCUCCCACCCCAAUGAGGAACUUAGAGUCUAGUUUCAUUCAAAAUAAUGACGUGGAAUUGCAAGUUGCCACAAUCAAUGCCAUGUUCCCUACAGUAUCUGAUACUCAUAUUCGACUACUACUGAAGAAAUACCAUAACAGGCCAGCUUUGGUUGUGAGCGCUCUACAAGUUGAGAAGAAUCCACUAUGUCAGCCAGGACCUUGUACGCCGAUUGGCGUGCACUCCAACUACGCAAUACCGAGAUGGCGACUUCCAGCACACGCUAUUCACGCAGCUCUUACACUGAGUCCACCCCGAGGCGUACGGCCGGCCCCACAUUCCCCAAAAAUGAAACUUAGGUACCUGAAAAAUGUAUUUCCUAAGGUUGACGAAUACACACUACUAGAUACUCUAGAACAAUGUGACAACAAUGUUCAAAAAGCAACAGAUAAAUUGCUGGAGCUGGGCUAUGAAAAGCGUAGUCCUACUGCACCAUCAAGAGCAUCUAUUAAGAAAAAAGAAGAAGAGGAAAAAAUGCAUAUUCCUCCACCAGCUCCUACACCACCACCCCGUAUGAAAAGUUUAGAAGAAAAAAAUAAAAUGAAACUGCGUUUAAUGGAAAAAUUCAAAGAAGUGCCAGAGAAAGUCAUUUUAUUGGCUAUGGAUAGUGUAGAUUAUGAUGAAGAACGAGCAGCACAUAUUUUAGAUAUAAUGAUUGCAGAAGAAGCCAUUAAACCGUUAAAUACGUCCAGUAGUCAAAGUAGUAACAGAAGUGAUGACAGGAAAGACAGCCCUCCAAUAACAGAACCACUUAAAUUCAGUGCUUCUCCAAUUAAGAGAUUAACAAAGGAAUCUGAUGAAAAGUCUAAACGACCCAAGAAUAAAAGCGAAGUACCAAAAGUUUCACGUGGAACCAGUACUACAGAAGAUGAUGAUUAUAAAUCGAUUUACUUAACAAGGCCAAUGGGUCCAAAUACAGACUUACCUAAAGGAGCUAACAAUGAUCUACUCUUGCCUGAUUAUGCUCCUUGGUCUGGACCAGAUCCAACUUUGUUAACGAAAAAUACACAAAGUAAAACAUUAACUUUAGGACGAAAUCCUAACUUAGUUAGUGGUAGUUGUAAUCUUGCAAAGGGUCCGAAUUCAGAACUUUGCAAAGGUCCCUUAAGAGGAUUGGCACAGGGUUCCAUUUAUUCCCAAAGGAAUGCUACCAACACGGAAAGUCGCGGAAAAUGAAACAUGUGUAGUUGUUUCUUCUAAGUAGUUUACAAUUAUACCAUUAUUUUUGAUUUUGCAAGUUGAAUGAUUUAUUAUUCUAUCUGAUUUUUCGUUAAAGUUCAUAAUCAGCAUUGUUAUUUAGUUCACAAUUCGUUGAAUUUUUUUAUUGUUUCAAAUUAUUAUUCCAAUUGAACUAAUAGCUGUAUCAAAGAGAUUUGCGGAACAGUAUUAUUGUAUGUUGUGAUUUUGAAAUUAAAAAUUUCGUAGGUAUUCUUAAAUAUAACAGGGAAGAGUGAAUUUUACCUCCUACAUGAUCUGGACAGGCAAUCAGUACUUGUACUAUUCAUUCUUUAUUAGAAUGAUAGUUUUUGUACAAGGUGUCAGGGUAUUCAGCAAGAAAAUUCUUUUAUUCCUUCCUUGUUAACUCGUAAGAAUUUCGUUAAACUUGAAAUUAUUGUGUUUGAGAAAUUUUUGUUCUACAAUUCUUAAAAAAAUAAGAGUGAUUAUUACAAAUUAUUAUUAUUAUUACUAUUUAUUCUUAACGUUAUUAUAGUUUGUUAAUUUGUUAUAUUAUUUAAUUGUAUCUAUGUGAAGAAUUUUCUUGCAUGAUUGGAAACAUUGCAACAGAAGAUUUUAUCUUUGCUGCCAGAUGUUAUAAAUGUAGUCUUAGUUCUUUAAUAGUAGGCAAAAAUGUAACUAAAAAGUUAUGGGCAAUAGAUAGAUAUAGUAAUUUUUGCCAACUAAUAAAAGAUCUACAUAGCUUAUCUGUUUUUCAAUGUAAAAAAAGCACUUCUUACUUCUCGCAACUCGAUGCUAACUCGCAAAUCAUAUUUCCUUUCUAUUUUAAUGAUUACUAAUAAUGAUAACUCUGAUGAUAGAUUAUAGUUUUAGACGUAAAAAUGAAGUAAUCUCAAUCAGUAUUAAGCGAGCGUGUAUAAAUGCUAAUCACUAGCAGCGGCCAUUGAACGCUUAUUUAACAUCAUACACACAGAAAAUGCGAGUUUAGAUGUAUACAGAACGAAAUUAGCUGCGCGCAUUACAAGGAAAUAGUUACUUUGAUAUAAUAUCUAACAAGCUAAAUAUAACACAAUGCUAUAAACACGCUAAUGGUGUUAGGCAUAUUAGGAAAAAAUUGCAAAAUUCUUCGAUGAACUCGAUAGUGUUCUUUCGCUCCUUCAUAAUGAAGGUGUACACUCUUUCUGAAACGUCCACAUUUUAUAUAUUUUAAAUUUUUUUCAUCUGUAAUUAUAAAAUAAUCAAAAUACGAAAUGAAACAUGCGAGUUUAUUGAAGAAAUCGAAUUAUGCACAUAUAAGUAGAGCUUUAUUUGAUAAAAAAAUAAAUAAAACUUUUUCUUUUAAAAAUGUUUAGUCGACGUUUCAUAAUUUUAUCCAAAAACUAUUGUCAAAUUAACAAGGUAUGAUUUUAAAUUGUAUGUAUAUAAUCCAGCUUUUUUGUAUAUUUAUAUCUGGAUAUUAAAGCACCUUUACUUUAACAAAUUAAUCUAGAGACAGGUCUCUAGAAAUUCUCUUUGAGGGAUAUAAAGUAAGUAAAGCUAAACUUACAUGUGCUGUUUGUACAUCGAGUACAGGCGUAUUUUCGUAUAGCUUCAUCCAAAAUAAUCCUGCCUUUAAAGUAAAGCUAAAAUAUGUGAAUACAGAAUUAAUAACAGAUAGGCUGUGGUUGUCAAGAUAGUUGAGAGCUAUUUUUAUAGCUUUUUAACUUUCAAAGUAACUAAGGCGAAUGAAAAAAUAUAUUUUGACUACAUUUUAAAAUAAAAACUUGGAAAUGUAAUGGGUCUUAAGUAUCCACUAAAAAUUGUCAGAUGUGUAAAUUGUAUUGCAGUAAAAUUGUAAGUAACAAAUGAUAGCAUCUAAAUUAAUGCUAAUUUGUAAUGAGUAUUUACUUAUACAUACACUUUUAAUCUUUUUAGUAUUUAACAAGUAAGAUCAUUAGCCAAAUAAUUGUUUUUAUCUACUUGGAAACAUUAUGUUUUAACAUGUGUAAGUGAUUAUAGUGGUUAAUUAUAUGUAUUACUUUAAAAAGGAGUUUAUUUAGGGUAUGAAAUUGUUUUUAAUUUGCUUUGAAAAUUCAAUUCAAAGCAGGUUUUCCAUUUUCUACUGGUUUUGUCGAUGUAGUUUAAUGAGAAUAAUGUUAGUUGAAUCAGUUAAUAAGUUUGACUGACUUCGUUUUCAUAUCAUGUUUAUUGGAACCUUUUGUCCAACUGAGUAAUUUCAAUGUGUUUUUCUAUAUUUAUAAUUAUUAAUAAUAUGUAAUUGACGUUUGCACUGUUUCAAACAGAUGGGUGAGGAUUUUGACUGUUAUGCCCAGUUGUAUGGUAAUGAAGCUAUAACAGAUAGCUUCAAAUACUUAGCCAAACUCGACUUAAUUAAUUAGCCAGUGCAAUGUACAUUCCAUAAUUAUAAAAAGUAUUUUUAAUUAUAUUUAUGAGACAGUAAGAAUACAAAAAAAAUUAUAUUUAGAUAUUCACUACUUUAGGUGGAUUUUAAUAAUAGCUAAUGAUAACAGCGCCUUGAAUUUGUAGAAAUGACACCCGAAAAUAAAAAAUUUCAAAUAAACUGUAUCAUCUAAACAAUUAUGUACAUCGUCCUGGAAAAGAAAAUGUCAAUCGUUCUACAUUUGGUAGCAAUAAAUAUAAUAUUAAAGAUUUAAAAAUUAUCCAACAAAGUAUCUGUUAUAAAACUGUAUCUAUACAUAUCUGUGCAAUAAAUUUACCCUCCAAAAGAAAAAA